ACCCUAGCCCAUGGGUGGCUCCGCCCCUGCGGCUGCAGACGAAAAAUCGGGUAUCAACAUGUUCAAGAGUCAAUGGGGGAUCGUGUGCCUCAGGUCCGGCCAACAGUCUGGUUCGCCCCAAUUCAUCAAACGGUCCUUCCUUGAAACCCCCGGCAAUGGUUACCUGAGCGACGAUUGCCUGAGGCUACUGUACAAUAUUGGAAUCCUCGAUCGCCCCUUUCCAAUAAAUCACCCCUUUCUCAGGUUCCCAGGCCGCGCCCCAGCCACCGCCAGCGACGAUUCCCUCAAAGAGAUAUAUGCUCAUCCUUGUUUAAGGAGGUGGUUCGUUGAACUUUUGGCAAUUUCAUCUGCUCCUCAGGGGAAGCUAUUGGAAAGUGUUAUUUGGGCAACUAAGUUGAAGCACAAGAUGAAGGAAGAUUAG
This is a messenger RNA of Striga asiatica, 421 nucleotides long. Lineage: Eukaryota; Viridiplantae; Streptophyta; Magnoliopsida; Lamiales; Orobanchaceae. The record is from the annotation of a GenBank genome assembly.